Molecule: messenger RNA, 1774 nt
Organism: Pseudopipra pipra
Lineage: Eukaryota; Metazoa; Chordata; Aves; Passeriformes; Pipridae
Gene: GYG1
Product: glycogenin 1
Exons: 8
Coding region: 104-1144 (346 amino acids)
Biological process (GO): glycogen biosynthetic process
Cellular component (GO): cytoplasm
Molecular function (GO): glycosyltransferase activity
Source: RefSeq, a predicted model, not a curated record
ACGGACGCGCCGCUCGUGGCCCCGCCCCUAUAUAAGGGGCGGCCUCAGCGCGGCCCUGAGCGCGGCCGCCGCCUCUCCCGCAGCCGACCCGCGCACGGGCACCAUGGCAGACCAGUCUUUUGUGACUCUAGCCACAAAUGACUCCUAUGUGAAAGGAGCACUGGUACUUGGUUCAUCCUUGCAACAGUACAGAACAACAAGGAAGCUGACUGCGCUCAUAACUCCUCAGGUCUCAGAUCUUAUGAGGAGAGUGCUGGAAAAGGUCUUUGAUGAAGUCAUAUUGGUAAACGUCUUGGAUAGUGGGGAUUCAGCACACUUGGCAUUAAUGAAAAGACCUGAGUUAGGUGUCACACUAACAAAGCUUCACUGCUGGGAACUGACACAGUUUACGAAGUGUGUUUUCAUGGAUGCAGACACAAUGGUUUUGUCAAAUAUCGAUGAGCUUUUUGAGAGAGAGGAGCUGUCUGCAGCACCAGAUCCAGGCUGGCCUGACUGUUUUAAUUCAGGAGUUUUUGUUUACCGACCUUCUAUUGAAACAUACAAUCAGCUGUUACAGUUUGCCACAGAGAAAGGCAGCUUUGAUGGUGCAGAUCAGGGGUUAUUAAACACCUUCUUCAGCAGCUGGGCAACAACAGACAUGAGCAAACAUCUACCAUUUAUUUAUAAUUUGAGCAGCACUUCUGUAUAUUCCUACCUUCCAGCAUUUAAAGCGUUUGGUGCAAGUACUAAAGUGGUGCACUUCCUGGGAAGCACAAAGCCAUGGAACUACACAUAUGACUCCAGAACAAAAAGCAUAAAAGGCAACAUGGACGACCCUAAAAUAGUUCACCCAGAAUUCCUCAACAUGUGGUGGGAUACCUACAUAGCUGAUGUUUUACCAUUACUAGAACAGCAUGGAAUUGUUAAAGAAACUACUACAGGUGUAAACAUGCUAUCGGGCUUGGUCUAUACUCUGGCUUUCUCUUGUGGCUUCUGUAGAGAGGCAGAGGUUACAGAGGCAGUGUCCCACUUAUCAGUAUCACCAGUAUUACCAACUGAAUCUUCAGAAGAACGCAAGGAACGGUGGGAACAGGGCCAAGCUGACUAUAUGGGAGUGGAUUCCUUUGACAACAUCAAGAAGAAACUUGACACCUACCUUCAGUAGAAAUGCCUGUCUCAAACAGUGGUGAUGCAAGGACUUGUUCCAGAACUAACAGCUAGAAAGGUAUAGAUGGUGGUCAGUUACACUUGCUAGUAGCUUGAUGAAAAACUUCUUGGCUGAAGGCCUCUGCAGUGCUACAGAUGAACACUGAGCAAAAGCUAGGAAGCAGAAUUCCUUGGGCCACCUAUUACUGCCCAAUUUCCAAUUCUCCCUACUAGAUAAAACCAGGUAUUUUCAGCUUAAAAUUUCUUCUGUUGUGAUCAAUUGGCUCAAGAUAUUCUCGAAACUGGGUUUGUUGCCUCACCUCAUUAAGGUGAUUAGCAUUGAUUCCUUUGCUUGCUGUUUUAGAUGUAAAAUCUAAUUCAUGAGAUUGCUCAUACACUGGAGUGGUAGCCGUUCUGCUUUACCAUAAAUGUAUUAAUGACACUGGGAUACAUACGGUUGUAACAGUAAUAGCACUGCUUUGCUCUUCCAGUCACAAUUGCACUGAAAUUUUGACCAGGUUCUUACGCACAGUGCCUACAGCAUGGCAGAAUGCGUUUUUCAGUUCUGUAUACUAUGGGACUAGUAAACUGAGUUUUAUCUGUUCCUUGCAAUGUUGCACUUGAUACAAAAAUAAAAAGUUGUCAUGCA